Daucus carota subsp. sativus is the source of this 2305-nucleotide messenger RNA. RefSeq names its product luminal-binding protein 5. The record is from RefSeq and is a predicted model, not a curated record. Gene Ontology annotation, cellular component: nucleus; cytosol. Gene Ontology annotation, biological process: protein folding. NCBI's taxonomy places the organism in Eukaryota, Viridiplantae, Streptophyta, Magnoliopsida, Apiales, Apiaceae. The transcript is spliced from 8 exons. Gene Ontology annotation, molecular function: ATP-dependent protein folding chaperone; ATP binding. Bases 128 to 2125 code for a protein of 665 amino acids.
UCGUAUCAUCUCUCAUCUUCUUCAAUAACUCAUUUCACUCAGAGAACAACCGCAACAAAUAUAAAUUGAAAAACUAUACAUACAUCUAUAGAUACAGCUAUUUGGACGGGAAGAGAGGAGAUUAACAAUGUACCGGAGGAGCGGCGCUUCUUUGAUCGUCUUUGCUUCCGUUUUUCUCGGGGCCUUAUUCGCGUUAUCUGUUGCGAAAGAGGAAGCAGCUAAAUUGGGAACAGUGAUUGGAAUUGAUCUUGGAACAACUUACUCCUGUGUUGGUGUCUACAAGAAUGGGAAAGUUGAGAUUAUAGCCAAUGACCAGGGUAACCGUAUCACCCCGUCAUGGGUUGCCUUUACUGAAGGCGAGAGAUUAAUCGGUGAGGCUGCAAAGAAUCAAGCAGCUAUUAACGCGGAGAGAACAAUCUUUGAUGUCAAAAGACUUAUUGGGAGAAAGUAUGAUGAUAAAGAGGUUCAGAGGGACAAAAAGCUUGUUCCAUACAAUAUUGUUAACAAGGACGGCAAGCCAUACAUACAAGUCAAGUUGAAAGGUGGCGAGACCAAAGUGUUUAGUCCUGAGGAGAUAAGUGCAAUGAUUUUGACGAAGAUGAAGGAGACCGCAGAAGCAUUUCUUGGAAAGAAAAUCAAGGAUGCUGUCGUCACUGUUCCAGCUUACUUUAAUGAUGCCCAGAGACAAGCUACAAAAGAUGCUGGUGUUAUAGCUGGACUAAAUGUUGCAAGAAUAAUUAAUGAACCUACCGCAGCUGCUAUCGCUUAUGGACUGGACAAGAAAGGUGGUGAGAAGAACAUUCUUGUUUUUGACCUUGGUGGUGGGACAUUUGAUGUCAGUAUCUUAACCAUUGACAAUGGUGUUUUUGAGGUUCUUGCAACCAAUGGAGACACCCAUUUGGGAGGUGAGGAUUUUGAUCAAAGAAUCAUGGAAUAUUUUAUUAAACUGAUCAAGAAGAAGCAUAAGAAAGACAUCAGCAAGGACAACAAAGCUCUUGGGAAGCUAAGAAGAGAAGCUGAGCGGGCCAAGAGAGCUCUGAGUAGCCAACAUCAAGUCCGUGUGGAAAUUGAAUCACUCUUUGAUGGUACAGAUUUUUCUGAACCACUUACCAGGGCUCGUUUCGAGGAGUUGAACAAUGAUCUUUUUAGAAAGACCAUGGGCCCAGUUAAGAAGGCAAUGGAGGAUGCUGGAUUGGAGAAACGUCAAAUUGAUGAGAUUGUACUUGUUGGUGGAAGUACUAGGAUUCCUAAAGUUCAACAGCUUUUGAAAGAUUACUUUGAUGGCAAGGAGCCCAACAAGGGAGUUAACCCAGAUGAGGCUGUUGCUUAUGGUGCUGCUGUUCAGGGAAGCAUCUUAAGUGGAGAGGGUGGUGAUGAAACUAAAGAUAUUCUGCUUUUGGACGUGGCGCCCCUUACUCUUGGUAUCGAGACUGUGGGUGGGGUGAUGACCAAGUUGAUUCCUAGGAACACUGUCAUUCCUACAAAGAAGUCUCAAACAUUUACAACUUACCAGGACCAACAGACAGUUGUUUCCAUUCAGGUCUUUGAAGGGGAAAGGAGUCUCACAAAAGAUUGUAGACUUUUGGGGAAGUUUGAUUUAACAGGAAUAGCCCCAGCUCCAAGGGGAACUCCUCAAAUCGAAGUCACGUUUGAGGUGGAUGCCAAUGGUAUUUUGAAUGUGAAGGCUGAAGACAAAGCAUCAGGUAAAUCUGAAAAAAUUACGAUCACAAAUGAUAAGGGUCGUUUGAGUCAGGAAGAGAUCGAGCGCAUGGUUCGCGAGGCCGAAGAGUUUGCAGAUGAAGAUAAGAAAGUUAAGGAGAAAAUCGAUUCUCGAAAUAGCUUGGAGACUUACAUUUACAACAUGAAGAAUCAGAUCAAUGACAAAGACAAGCUUGCUGACAAAUUGGAGACUGAGGAGAAGGAGAAGAUUGAUACAGCAGUCAAGGAGGCCCUUGAAUGGUUGGAUGACAACCAGAGUGCUGAGAAGGAAGAUUAUGAUGAGAAGCUCAAGGAAGUGGAGGCUGUGUGCAACCCAAUCAUUACAGCUGUAUACCAAAGGUCUGGUGGAUCCCCUGGUGCAGGUGCAGACUCAGCAGAAGACGAUGAUGAGCAUGAUGAGCUGUAAAAGAUUCAAAAUGUCUAAUGUCUAAUGUCUGGUCUUAUGCAGUAGGAUAAUGGGGGACUAAACUCUUUUUUCGUUUUAAUUAAUGUUUUGAUGUUCUGAAGGAAGUGUAGUAGAACAAGUUAGUGGAGAACACAAUCACAAGUGGCGAUCAUUUAUUGACUCCCUGUGGGUUUGUUUGAA